UUCCGUUUGGGACAAUCAUGGUGGAUGAAAAUAACGUGAACUGUAUCUUAAUGUAUUCUUAAAUGAAACACGCGUGUGAAUUACGUGUAUUUGUGUUUGAAAUCUGUCAUUUACGAGUUUGUUUGUUUUAGAUGCGCUUAGUCGAGUUAGUUUGGUAUUUACGCGUGUGUUUGACGGUCGUUGGUCGGUAACCUUGGCAUCAGUCAUUCUGAAGAAAAGGAGAGGACAGAAGCAAACAUGUCAGGUGUCUUUCGUGGUUUAAGUUCUUUAUCAACCAAGAUCCUAACAGAUGCCACACUUUUACCAUGCCCCUGGUUUGUGUCUGCACGCAGUAAAUUCUCCAAAUCAAGAAUCCCAAAAGAGUUUUUUGCAGAUAGAUCGAAAGACCAUGGGAAAUAUGGAGGGGAUCCAGAGCAGCCUCACAAACUGCACAUCGUGACUCGAAUCAAAAGUGUGAUGCGGAGACCUUACUGGGAGAAAGAGAUGGUGAAGCAUCUGGGAUUAGAAAAGGCACAUGCCCCCGUGAUUCACAAAAACACACCUGCUGUCAACAGCCAACUGAAAUUUGUCAAGCACCUGGUGAGGAUCCAGCCUCUGAAGACUCCCUAUGGACUCCCCGCUGAACAAGACAUGGCCGACACCUACAUCAACAGCAAAGGAGAGCUGAUCGUCCAUCGUCUUCUCCAACCUGCAGAUCCCAAGGCUAUUGAAUCUUAACAGCACUCUCAACAAUUUAAUCUUCCAGUUGUACAUAUGUAAACAUUCAGUAAGUUGUUGUCAAAGAUCCUUCAGUAAACUCGUGUUCUGACAAAUGAAGCAAGCUGAAUAAAAAAAAACCUCUGACUUGCAUAUUUGAACGGAUUCUGGAUUUUACUCAGAAAAUGUUAUUAUUUAGGAUAUUUGGUUUAUUUUAACCACAUUGUCAAUCACAGAUACAUUUUUGAAUCACAAAAAAAAAAUGAUGCCCUAAACUCUGAAAUGUAUUAUAAUGAGAUAUCUAUUUUAAUGUUUUUCCCCCAUCCACCAGAUACAAGCAAAAAAAAAAAAACACAGGCGCAAAGACUUGGUUUUUACUCUUUAAUAAGUUUGCAUUAGUUGAGUCACUCUUGCUACAAGAAAAAAGUUGUGUUUCGUGAAAAUGUAUUAUCUGUUGCUUUAGGAAGAUCUUGGCACUCGCAUUAUUUGUAAGACAUGAGACAAACGGUUACAUGGAAACACAGAAUAAAAACUUAAUAACUUUA
Messenger RNA from Solea senegalensis (Senegalese sole), 1241 nucleotides. It is a transcript of the gene mrpl30, whose product is annotated as mitochondrial ribosomal protein L30. Gene Ontology annotation, cellular component: mitochondrion; large ribosomal subunit. The transcript is spliced from 5 exons. Gene Ontology annotation, biological process: translation. Gene Ontology annotation, molecular function: structural constituent of ribosome. The record is from RefSeq and is a predicted model, not a curated record. The coding region runs from base 238 to 717 and encodes 159 amino acids. Lineage: Eukaryota; Metazoa; Chordata; Actinopteri; Pleuronectiformes; Soleidae.